This is a messenger RNA of Capsella rubella, 844 nucleotides long. Its product is annotated as vacuolar protein sorting-associated protein 55 homolog. The record is from RefSeq and is a predicted model, not a curated record. The coding region runs from base 180 to 602 and encodes 140 amino acids. Lineage: Eukaryota; Viridiplantae; Streptophyta; Magnoliopsida; Brassicales; Brassicaceae. Gene Ontology annotation, biological process: late endosome to vacuole transport via multivesicular body sorting pathway. The transcript is spliced from 5 exons. Gene Ontology annotation, cellular component: endosome.
UUUUUUUUUGAUAUUUGAAGGGAAUCAAACAACACAGUCGGGUUGAGGAAAAAAAAAACAACACAGUCGGGUUCGUGGAGAUCGUCAAAGGGUUUAUUUCGUUAACGUAGAAAUUCUUGAAAUUGUCGUUAGCGUAAAUCUAACCUUAGUCCUGUGCUUUCUUUUGGAAGGACUUGUCAAUGGCAGACUUACCUGGAUAUCUGCGGACUUGUUUGGAUAUGGGGAAGAUAGCUUUCUUAGCAAUCUUAGUAUCCACAGGAAUCGUGUUGCAGAUUCUGGCUUGUGCUCUGUUCAAUAAUUGGUGGCCAAUGCUAAGUGUUAUAAUGUAUGUGCUCCUCCCAAUGCCUUUGCUCUUCUUUGCUGGAUCAGACAGUUCCUCUCUAUACAGCGACUCAGAUAAUAGCUGGAUCAACGCAGCCAAGUUUUUGACUGGUGCAUCAGCAGUUGGAAGCAUCGCAAUACCUUCGAUUCUAAAACACGCUGGACUCAUCGGUUGGGGCGCAUUAGCCCUUGAUCUCUCAUCAUACGUUGUCUUCCUCGUCGCUAUUCUUGGGUACAUAUGCAUAGGAGAUGGCAAUGACAACUAUUACAGCUACAUUUAGAAGAAACACACACACAAGUUUUAUCAUCAUGAGUUUCAAGCUCAAAGUCUCAGCCUUUUCGAGUGAUACUUCGAAACGAAAACCGACAGAAUCGUUCAGCUGAUUGGAAUUUCACAAGUUUUUUUUGUCUAAGUGUAUGUAAUGAUUGAAUCGUUGUAAGAUGAAUUUUUAUGUGGUUUUGUUUCCUUUGUGUAUAGAACAGACUUGUUACUAUUUGGGAAUAUAUAAAGUCUCCUUUUUUA